AUUGGGACUUUAUGUCAUAGGUACCUUCAUACCACCACCAGCACACAGCAAACGUAUGUGCUAAGUACAUAGUUGCACAACGUACAUUGCCAUUCUCUGUAUUAUCAUGCCCCCCCUUCAGCGCUUCGCCUCCUCCUCAACAAUCUCGACUGUAACUCAUUCAGACGCGUCGAUUAUUGAUACGUCAAUAUCGGAAUCAAACACUCCUGUUCGACAUGUACCCUAUAUCAGACGACGCAAUACCCCACAGCAACUCAAGGCUCUCCAGCAGUUAUUCGAACUGACUGCCCAUCCCACUCGGGAGCAGCGCCUCGCUUUGGCUAUGGAGCUCAGCAUGGAGCUCAAGUCCGUGACCAACUGGUUCCAAAACAGACGCCAGGUAGAGAAGAGAAAAUCCCUCGUCUGCAACGAAAACAACCCUCCUAAAAUUCACGCACCUCAAUCGCGUCGUCUGAUACAUCGCUAUCCCAACAAAACAUUCUCCUCUUUCUCUGUCUCACUCGAUAAAAUCGCUCAGUUGGCUGAGAGACCCUCAUCGCCGUCGUCACUUCUUACCACCAAUCAAGCACCUCUUACUCCACGAACCCCUAACAUGCGCGCACGAUCGUCCCCGAGUCCUUCGGAGUUAUGGAAACAUAUUCCUUCGUCGCCAGCUGUUCCACAGUCUUCCCCGGGUGCUGAAGAAGCUAGGCUGGUUGGCCUUCCCUCGCAAUCAAAGACCUGGCGUUCGUUAGAAUGGGCCUGUCUCAAGGCGAGGAGAGACAGGCGGGUUGAUGGUGGAGAGGAGGAAGACGACCUCCCUUGUUUACCCUCUUUAAGUCACGGUGGUGGCUCAGAUGAUGGGUCCUGUGAGGCCCUCACUCCUGAUUCUAGCGUCAACAUCAACCUCUCUCCUCAGAGCAAUUCUUCUUCGCGAGAAGAUGACAACAACAAGGGCUUGUUCUCUGGCUCGAGCAAACCUUGUCAGUCAGAGGAUGUCGAAGCUGCCAUGACGCUCCUUGGUUUUAUGGCGCGCCAUUAACCUAGAAGCAUUUCGCUAUUAGUAAUUCUAUUCCUUUCUCUUCGUGUGCAAUACCAAGGAACCUGUUGUUGUAUUCCAUUCAGUUAUUCAGUUUUUAUUCGAUACCUACGAGAUGUUUGCUUUACCAUACCAUACCUUUUGCAUCCAUACCAUGUAGAAUGACCCGGACUUAUUUGUUGUUGCGCUGAUAUUUCUGUGGGGUCAUAUGCAUCAGGGCCAGCCAUAGCGUUG
Messenger RNA from Suillus paluster, 1252 nucleotides. RefSeq lists its product as uncharacterized. Lineage: Eukaryota; Fungi; Basidiomycota; Agaricomycetes; Boletales; Suillaceae. The record is from RefSeq and is a predicted model, not a curated record. Bases 107 to 1021 code for a protein of 304 amino acids. The transcript has 2 exons. Gene Ontology annotation, molecular function: DNA-binding transcription factor activity, RNA polymerase II-specific; RNA polymerase II cis-regulatory region sequence-specific DNA binding. Gene Ontology annotation, biological process: regulation of transcription by RNA polymerase II; cell differentiation.